AUGGGCAAGGACGACGAGAAGCCAUUCUACCUCCAACUUAAUGAGAGUAUCUACGAGCGUGUACAGAAAGAGAAGGCAGAGCAGAUCCAGAUUCAGUCGCUGCAGCAAAGAACGGCAAGAGGACAAUUCUUUGCGACAGUAUUCGCAUGUUUUCUCACAGGCUGCAUAGGCUACUACUACGGCCAAAUGAUCCCCCCAAAGCCAGACACGAGCUCGACCGCGCCGCUCGAGACCUUCAAUCCUCCCAAGCACAACAUCUCCGAAGCGAACAUGGAAGCAGCCUGGACAGACUUGCGUGACAUUGUCGGCAGAGAGAACAUCACACUAGACAAGAAUGAUCUAGAGUCGCACAGCGGAUCCUCGUGGUCUUCGCAUCCUUCUCAACCUGGCGACGUGCCGUUCUGUAUCGUGAAGCCUGGCAGUACCGAAGAAGUCAGCGCCAUCAUGAAGGUCUGCCACGAGCGCAAGAUUCCGGUCACUCCGUAUAGCGGAGGCACAAGUUUGGAGGGCCACUUUGCCGCAACAAGGGGUGGUAUAUGCAUCGACUUCAGUCGCAUGGACAAAAUCGUGAAACUACACAAGGACGAUUUGGACGUUGUCGUCCAACCUGCAGUGGGCUGGGAACUUCUAAAUGAGGAGCUUGCAAAGGAAGGCUUGUUCUUCCCUCCCGACCCAGGUCCAGGUGCAAUGAUCGGCGGCAUGGUCGGAACAGGAUGCUCUGGCACAAAUGCGUAUCGCUAUGGCACAAUGAAGGAUUGGGUGAUAUCGCUCACCGUAGUCCUGGCUGAUGGAACUGUCAUCAAAACUCGACAACGGCCACGAAAGUCUUCUGCUGGAUACGACCUCACGCGUAUGUUUAUAGGCAGCGAGGGCACAUUGGGCCUCGUCACAGAAGCUACACUCAAGGUCACUGUAAAACCACAACACACCAGUGUAGCCGUAUGCGCCUUCCCAUCUGUCCGUGCAGCAGCGGAUUGCGUCUUCAAGGUCGUUGGUGCGGGGGUACCUAUCGCCGCUAUCGAGAUCCUCGACGAUGUUCAGAUGCAGUGCAUCAACGACGCAGGGCAAACCUCCAAGACAUGGAAGAAUGCACCAACGCUCUUCUUCAAGUUUGCCGGUACUCAAAGUUCGGUUAAAGAACAGGUCAGCCAAGUGCAAGGCAUGGCCAAGAAGUCCGGCUCUGUCAGCUUCGAAUUCGCCAAAUCUGAACAAGAGAAAGAAGACCUGUGGCAAGCGCGCAAGGAGGCACUAUGGAGUGUCAUGGCCAAGAGCGAAGGUGAUCCCGAGAUGGGAGUUUGGACUACAGAUGUUGCCGUGCCAAUAUCUAAGCUCCCUCAAAUCAUCGAAGAGACUAAAGAACAGAUCCGGCAGAGCGGCCUACUAGCUAGUAUUGUAGGACACGUUGGAGACGGAAACUUCCACUCCAUCAUCCUGUACAAUCGCAACCGCGACCACGAAAAGGCGUCUCACCUUGUCCACGAAAUGGUGAAGCGUGCCAUCGAACUCGAAGGCACUGCCACAGGGGAGCACGGAGUUGGUCUUGUCAAGAGAGACUACCUGCCACAUGAAGUAGGUCAAAGUACCGUUGACGCGAUGAGGCAGCUUAAGAAGGCUUUCGACCCUCUUUGCUUGCUCAACUGUGACAAGGUUGUUCGUGCGACGUUGCCUAAGCAAGGCGAGGUCGCUGAGUGGUAA
This is a messenger RNA of Alternaria arborescens, 1695 nucleotides long. Its product is annotated as D-lactate dehydrogenase [cytochrome]. The transcript is spliced from 3 exons. The record is from RefSeq and is a predicted model, not a curated record. Gene Ontology annotation, molecular function: D-lactate dehydrogenase (cytochrome) activity; FAD binding; D-lactate dehydrogenase (NAD+) activity. Gene Ontology annotation, biological process: lactate catabolic process. Gene Ontology annotation, cellular component: mitochondrion. The coding region runs from base 1 to 1695 and encodes 564 amino acids. NCBI's taxonomy places the organism in Eukaryota, Fungi, Ascomycota, Dothideomycetes, Pleosporales, Pleosporaceae.